AGUCCACCUCCUCUCCUAUCACACACAUACACACACACACUUCCUCACUCACACACACACACACACACACGUACAGUCCAAACCCCCAGAAAAGCCCUGCUGAAUCCUCACACCGUCUGUCAGCAUGGGGAGCGCUUGUUUUUCCCGGGACGUUUGUUUGUUUAUCCUCCUCAUAAAUACUUGCAGGGUGAUGGGGGAUGUCGGACUCGCAGAUGCAGACGAGUGCGCCGAGGGUUCAGACGACUGCCACAUCGACGCUCUCUGCCAGAACACGCCCAAGUCCUACAACUGCAUCUGCAAGCCGGGCUACAAAGGAGAUGGCAAGCAGUGCGAGGACAUGGACGAGUGUGAGAAUGACUACAAUGGAGGAUGUGUCCAUGAGUGCAUCAACAUACCUGGAAACUACAGGUGCACCUGCUACGAUGGAUUCAUGCUGGCCCAUGAUGGGCACAACUGUCUCGAUGUGGACGAGUGUAUAGACAACAAUGGCGGGUGCCAGCAGGUGUGUGUCAACACAAUGGGCAGCUACGAGUGUCAGUGCACGGACGGCUUCUUCCUCAGUGACAACCAGCACACCUGCAUCCACCGCUCUGACGACGGGAUGAACUGCAUGAACAAGGACCACGGCUGUGCCCACAUCUGCAGAGAGGCUCCCGGCAAAGGUGGAGUGUCGUGCGAGUGCCGUCCUGGAUUUGAGCUAAACAAGAACCAGAAAGACUGUACACUGACAUGUAAUUACGGAAAUGGCGGCUGCCAGCACACAUGUGACGACACUGACACAGGGCCGGUGUGUGGCUGCCACCAGAAGUACGCCCUGCACUCAGACAGCAAGACCUGCAUCGAGAAAGAUGAGGCUGCAAUUGAGAGCUCUGAGUUCAAUGCCACGUCAGUAGCUGAUGUGGACAAGCGGGUGAAACGGCGGCUACUUAUGGAGACCUGCGCCGUGAACAAUGGCGGCUGCGACAGGACAUGUAAAGACACGGCCACAGGGGUGCGCUGCAGUUGCCCUGUGGGAUUCACCCUGCAGCCCGAUGGGAAAACCUGCAAAGAUAUCGAUGAAUGCCAGGAGAACAACGGCGGCUGCGACCACUUCUGCAGGAACACGGUGGGCUCCUUUGAGUGCAGCUGUCAGAAAGGACACAAACUGCUCACUGAUGAGCGCACAUGCCAAGACAUCGACGAGUGCUCUUUUGAGAGAACCUGUGACCACACCUGCAUCAACUACCCCGGCAGCUUCGAGUGCUUGUGCAACAAAGGUUACAUCCUGUACGGCCUCACUCACUGCGGAGACAUCGAUGAGUGCAGCAUCAGUAACGGGAGCUGUGAGUAUGGCUGCAUCAACACCCAGGGCGGCUACGAGUGUUUGUGUCCGCUGGGACAGAAGCUCCACUGGAACAAGAAGGACUGCAUCGAGGCGGUGAAGUGUCUGCCCAAUGGGAAGCCAGUGCCCAGAGCUCAGCUGACCUGCGCCAAGAGCGGGGGGGCGGAGGUGUGCUCGCUCUCCUGUCCCUCCAACGCCCUAUUCCUCGCAGACUCAGAGAACAGCUACACACUGAGCUGCGGUGUCCCCGUCCAGCCUGGUAAAACACCACAGAAGAGGAAUACCACCACUGCUUUACCCACCUGUGCAGACACUCUGGCCGCGCCCAUCAAACAGAAGGCCAGGUUUAAGAUUAAAGACGCCAAGUGUCACCUAAGACCCCGAAACAAGGAGAAACACAGAGACUCAACCAGACAGAACCUGCAAGGAAGCCAGUUCCCCUGCACCGACGACUGCCAGGUAACUUUUGUCAACCUCAAGUGUGACUCGUCAAAGAAGCGCAGACGAGGACGCAAAUCACCCACCAAAGAGGUUUCCCACAUUACAGCAGAGUUUGAGAUGGAGAUGAAGGAGGAGGAAGCUUCAGACACGUGUAACGUGGACUGUGUGCGAGACAGAAUGAAGCAGAAGCUGCAGAGUGCCAUGCGGACGCUCAGGAAGUCCAUCAACAAGCAGCAGUUCUACAUCCAGUUCUCCGGGACCGAGUACGAGGUGGCUCAGAAACCGUCCAGGGUCCCCGAUGGUGCCGAGGCCUGUAGUACAGGACAAGUCCUCAAAGAAGGAAAGUGUGUGAGCUGUGGCUUGGGGACGUUCUACAGCGGGGAACAGGAGCAGUGUGUGCAGUGUCCUCCAGGGACAUACCAGGACACAGGGGGUCAACUGUCCUGUGAGCCGUGUCCGAGUACUGAAGGGCAAGGCAUCGCUGGAGCUAAGAACGUGUCCCAGUGCGGAGGUCAGUGUCCAGCCGGUCACUUCUCAGUUGAUGGUUUCCGUCCAUGUCAGGCCUGUUCGCUGGGCUCCUACCAGCCUGAGCCGGGCCGGGUCCUCUGCUUCCCCUGUGGAGGAGGUCUCAUGACCAAGUAUGAAGGAUCAGUCACCUUCAGGGACUGUGAGGCCAAAGUGCACUGUGCUCCGGGGCAUUACUACAACUCCAGCACACACCGCUGCAUCCGCUGCCCUGUAGGAACCUACCAGUCUGAUUUUGGUCAGAACUAUUGCAUCACCUGCCCGGGGAACACCACCACGGACUUUGAUGGUGCCACCAACGUCUCGCACUGCAAAAAUCAGCUGUGUGGAGGAGAGCUGGGCGAGUACACUGGUUAUAUCGAGUCGCCCAACUACCCCGGAGAUUACCCGUCCAACGUGGACUGUGUCUGGAUCAUCAAUCCUCCACACAAGAGGCGCAUCCUCAUUGUGGUGCCAGAGAUAUUCCUCCCCAUCGAGGAUGAGUGUGGAGACGUUCUGGUCAUGAGGAAGAGUGCCCUGCCCACCUCCAUCACCACCUACGAGACGUGUCAGACGUAUGAGCGGCCCAUCGCCUUCACCUCUCGCUCCCGCAAACUCUGGAUUCAGUUCAAGUCCAACGAGGGCAACAGCGGCAAAGGAUUCCAAGUUCCUUACGUCACCUAUGACGAGGACUACCAGCAGCUGAUAGAGGACAUAGUGAGAGACGGCAGGCUCUACGCCUCUGAGAAUCACCAGGAGAUCUUGAAGGACAAGAAGCUUAUAAAGGCCCUGUUCGACGUGCUGGCUCAUCCCCAGAACUACUUCAGGUACACGGCACAGGAGUCCAAAGAGAUGUUCCCCCGCUCCUUCAUCAAGCUACUGCGCUCCAAAGUCACCAGGUUCCUACGGCCGUACAAAUAGGAGGGGGCGGUCCCAAAUCUCCCAUUCGAGGAGUCCCUGUCAUCCUGCAUCAUUCCAAAUCCAGCAACCUAAAUGUAACUCCUCCCCCAUCUAUCUUCCCUCCGCCUGGAUCAAAACAUGUGUGUCCCUGUCCUGUGAUGAAUCAUCUUCUUUUCCUGUAUUUGUCACAUGAUGCCUUUCCCCAUCUUUAACUAGGAAACAUCUUAAACUGAGACCCCUCCCUCCGGUUAGCGCAGCUUUCAGCGUAAGGUUUGACCGAUAUGAGGUUUUGACGGCCAGUAUUCAAAAUUUAGAAAGUGUAGCUGAAAACUGCUGCGGAUAUAUAUUAUGUGUAUAUAUUGUUUCUUUAAAUUUGACCUUUUUAUACCAAACUUGUACAAAUACUGUGUGUGAUCGGAGUGUUAUUGAACAGUCCCUUAAAGCUGGGGGGCUCAGACCACCUGUUUGCAUCAGAGAAAGUGCAAUAACUGGUAAAAUGAGGUGUGCAUGUAUUGACUACCCAGUUUAGUGUUAUUGUAAGACUACAGACUCGUAGUUUUUUAGAGUUUGUGGUUGCUGUCUUACCAGGGAGCCACAUGGGAGCCCAGCGUGUCGUCACCUCAAAACUAAAAGGUUCUUUGCAACAGAGAACGAGGCAUCAAAAGGACUUUUGUGACCUUUUUUCGCUCGAUAGAGAAGUUAUCACCUUUAUAUUUCUAUGGAAAACAUGCAGCUGACUGCUUGUUAGCUUAGCUUAGCUUGCAACCAUAAAUUGGGAGGCAGAUAGCCUGGCUCCAGCCAAUAGCUUGUAAGUAAUUUCCAGAGACUAUAUAAAACAUGAACAUGGUCUCACUGAUGGCGCCCACUGGUUCCUGGAGGAGUGGACUAUAAUGGUCGCCAUAUUGGAAAUGCUAUCUCCAACUAACUUAUGAUUGUGCUCAACUUUGCAAAUGAAUGCAUGACUCUUCCCCUUCAAGUCAUAAACACAGAUAGUUUAUUGAGCGUUAGAGAGCACCAGGUUGUAAAUGUGUUAAAUUCUGCAGUAAAAAUGGGCAUUUUAACAAAAGGACGUUAGAGACAGCCCCAUGUGGACACUCUGAGAACUGCAGUUUUUCAUAUGGUGUCAUUUUUCUACUCAAACCAACGUGUAACAACCAUAGACUGUAUAAAAUAUGGACGUAGUAUCCGUGACGUCACCCAUCUGUUCCUGAGAGCUGUUUUGAAGCAAAUCGACGACAGCAGCCAUAUUGGUAAUGCGGAACUCAACUAGGCAGAGUGUGACGUAGUGUGAGUCUCUUAGCCAAUGGCUGUGUGUUCCCGACCGGGAGUCACGUCAGUCAUGUCCUUAUUUGGGCAAAACUCAUAAUCUUAAUAUCUUCUGAACCGUCACGUUAGAAAAAAAUUCACCCCCCGUACAGUGUAUGCCAUUAGAGAGAUUAGCGUUGUAGGGCCAAGCCGUUUUUUGAACCAGGCUGUAAACAUGUUUAUUAAUGCUGCAAAGAUCGUCUUUUUCCCAUUCAUAUCUAUGUGGUUUCCGGUGUUUCUGCAGCCAGCCUCAAGCGGAUUUUCGAUGUAUUGCAGUUUAUAUCACUUCCGCAUUGGCUUCAUCGUUUGAGACCGGAGUUUGCCGCUUGGUAACAACAAUAAGCUGAGGUUUGGUGUUGAUAUCUUUGCAGACAACUGUGAGCUGUCCAGUUCAAACUGGGUCUUUUGAAAGUUGUUGCACAUUGGAUGAAACCAGGCUAGCUCUCUCCGCUUUUUACGCCAAGUUAUGUAGUCACAUAUUAUUUGGACAAUAACAUCAAACUUCCACUAGAUCCGUCUCCGAUCCGCUGCAGAGCUGGAGUCAUAUGACCGAGGUUUACCCGCUGUAAUUCCUAAAUCAAGGAUUCUCCUCUUCCUCUCCUCAUCCAUGUUGUCUUUCUGGUCCUCUGUAAACCUCUGACCUGUUGACUCCAGGCCUGGUUCCGCUCAUCAUGACGGUUUGUUGUUGUAGGUAAGUGAAAUAUGAUCUGGUGAUAACACAGAGUGUUUUAUUCUGAAAUUUAACCGGAUGUUUUCAUUUUGUUUUGGUGCCUGACUUCCUGUCCCGCUCCAUCUGUUCUGUUGAGAUUGAUGCAUCGUGCUCCGGCAUCCAUCAAAAAUAGAGGUCUUGUGUAUCUGAUCCGGAGGGCUCCAACCUGCCAGAUCAAAUACGCAGUCGGGUGGCAACGGAGCGGAUCCAGUGGAAGUUAACACAUUCACUAGAAUAGAAAGAAUCAGAACCGGAGUGGAGACCGAUCUGAUGGAAGAGUUAGACUGGAGUCAGUCUUCUUAUCUAAUUAAUAGUGAUCCCCCAGGUUUGUCACUGAUGGCCAGUAUCAGGAACAAACAUAUCGGUCAAACCCUAUGCCUGCACAUCUUCGUCUCUCCCAUCUAUUCCCAGGUUUAUUCACCUCCAUUAACAACCUUUCCACCUCUUCCGCCUGCUUUCUUUCUUUGUCGUUGUUUUGUAUUUGUAAUAUUUAUACUGAACUUGCAGAGGCCCUUGUCGCAGAUGUUUUAGAUGCAUUGACGUACAGAUAUGUGUAUGUUUGUGUGGACAUGCAUGAUAUGUUAGGAUGUAUCCGCCCACACUGCGUACGAGGACAUAUCCUGAAUUCACGAUUGGCCCCGAUGUGCACGAGACAAAGAUGAGGCAACAGUUGGUGCACUUAAAAACAUUUUAAGAUAUUAGAGACAGAUGUUCGAGUGGGGAGCGUUCCACAGGGGUCGGGUUCAUCCCUUGGAGCACAGGGAAAGUUUAAAUGGGGCGAAUCACAAAGUCUAUAUUGUAAUUUUUUUUAAAUAAUAAAAAAAAGAUAUAUAACAAGAUGAGAUAAACUACCUGCAAGUAACAGAUUGUUACUUUAGAGAGAAAUGUAUGUGAUGUAACUAAUAUUUGGAACUUUAAUUGCACUUGAAUUUUAUAUUUUAAACUGUAGGAAAAAGUUACGAGUUUGUUUCCUUUUGUGUUGUUUUGAAAUGUGCCACACGAGAGACAGCUGUGUCUCCUGUUCAUGCUCCCACUCUGUCGCUUGCAGUUAAACCCCGAAAUCUCUCAGUUUUAGUAGCUUCAAGCCCCGUUUGCACACACAGCGAGGAAACAUUUAAGCUUUGGCAUCUCACAAAGAAGAGAUGGUAUAUCAAAGUAAUGUAAGAGACAGAGACAGUACGGAUCAACAGACGGCUCAAACUUUCCAUCGCCCAGUCCUGCUUCAUCCCUCGAUCAUAGCUGCCAGAGAGAAGAAGCGUCACCAUAAAGGCUUCUUGUAUGAUGGCAUUAUACACACAUUACAUACAACAGUAUACGUCUAAAAAGCUACUCAACAUAUUAGCAUUCACUACAGUGCACUCUCUGUCCAUUAAACAGGAAGCGUAGUGUGUAAACUGUGCUUCUCUUUAUAACCCAA
Molecule: messenger RNA, 6597 nt
Organism: Notolabrus celidotus (New Zealand spotty)
Lineage: Eukaryota; Metazoa; Chordata; Actinopteri; Labriformes; Labridae
Gene: scube1
Product: signal peptide, CUB domain, EGF-like 1
Exons: 23
Coding region: 125-3187 (1020 amino acids)
Biological process (GO): signal transduction
Cellular component (GO): cell surface
Molecular function (GO): calcium ion binding
Source: RefSeq, a predicted model, not a curated record